Vicia villosa (hairy vetch) is the source of this 3226-nucleotide messenger RNA. RefSeq names its product DExH-box ATP-dependent RNA helicase DExH18, mitochondrial. Bases 222 to 2705 code for a protein of 827 amino acids. The transcript has 3 exons. The record is from RefSeq and is a predicted model, not a curated record. Lineage: Eukaryota; Viridiplantae; Streptophyta; Magnoliopsida; Fabales; Fabaceae. Gene Ontology annotation, molecular function: RNA helicase activity; hydrolase activity, acting on acid anhydrides; ATP binding. Gene Ontology annotation, cellular component: mitochondrial degradosome. Gene Ontology annotation, biological process: mitochondrial RNA 3'-end processing; RNA catabolic process.
UCAAGCAUGCCUAGAAAAUGAAUCUAAACCGCCGUCCGCUCAAUCUUAGCGGUGGAUGACCAGAGGGUUUAACCCUAACCCGCAGAAUUUUCCCUCCCUUCACUCUCCUUCUCCCAUUGUCCCUUCCCAAUUUUCAAUUCCACUAAACCAUUCUUCUUCAAAAACCCCAUUCAAACGUGUAUCUCUUUUUUUUUUUCUUUCGUUUCUCUUCCUCAAUCUCAAUGGCUAGAGGUCCAAUUUCAUCAAUUUUCUACUUAUGCACCAGAAACAGAAAAACCCUUUCAAAGUUCAAAGCUUUUAUCUUCAAUCACACGCAUGUUCAUUCUUCAACUUCUCAAUUUCACCACCCUUUUCGCCCUUUUUCGACCCAUUUGUUAAACCCUCGUUUUGUUCCUAGUUUCUCUCAAAGUUUGAAUCUUUCUAGUGGUAAAAUCCUCUCCACGAGACCUUUUUCGACAGGACGCGAGGAGGGCGGUUCAGAAUUAGACGCUGGUUUAGCUAAAAAUAUUGAUUAUAAGCUUGGCAAUGAGGUCAGUAAUGAUAUUUAUGCUUUUUCUGAAAAUGGGGUUGUUUCCUAUGAUGAUAAUGAUGAUUUCAAUUCAGAGGUUGUUGAUUCGGUAGAAUGUAGUAGUAGUAGUAAUAGUAGGAAUUAUAGUAGCGAUGACGAUGAGUUAGAGAAGAAGAGUGAGGUUGAUUUUACUCAAGUGGCGUCGCGUGACCCUAUUGAAUUGUAUGGUGAGCUUAAGAGUGUAGAAAGGGGUGCAAGGUUGGUUAGAGCUGAGGUGGAAGUGUUAACAGAUGUGUUUCAUUAUUUUGCCAAAUCAGGUUGGGCUUCUAAUCAGGCACUUGCGAUUUACAUUGGUUUGUCGUUUUUCCCGACUGCUGCGCACAAGUUUCAGAACUUUUUCAGGAAGAGAUGUGCCGAUGAUGUUGCGAGGUACUUGAUUUCGCUUGGACCGUGUGAUGAGGCUGUGAGGUUUUUGUUUCCUAUAUUUGUGGAGUUUUGUUUGGAGAAUUUUACGGAAGAGAUUAAGAGUUUUAGGGAAAUGGUUAAGUCGGCGGACCUCACGAAACCGCAUACAUGGUUUCCUUUUGCGAGGGCAAUGAAACGGAAGAUAAUUUAUCACUGCGGGCCUACCAAUAGUGGUAAAACUUAUAACGCUUUGCAAAGAUUUAUGGAGGCGAAGAAAGGGAUUUAUUGUAGUCCACUUAGAUUGUUGGCUAUGGAAGUGUUUGACAAGGUUAAUGCAAAGGGUGUUUAUUGCAGUAUGUUAACCGGUCAAGAGAAGAAGUUUGUCCCGUUUUCAAAUCAUGUUGCGUGUACUGUGGAAAUGGCUUCAACGCAGGAAUUGUAUGAUGUGGCUAUUGUUGAUGAGAUUCAGAUGAUGGCGGAUCCGUGUAGAGGGUAUGCAUGGACUAGGGCGCUCCUUGGGUUGAAGGCCGACGAGAUACAUUUAUGCGGUGAUCCUAGUGUUUUGGAUAUUGUUCGAAAGAUCUGUCAAGAUACAGGAGAUGAGUUGCAAGUGCAACAUUAUGAGAGGUUCAAACCAUUGGUGGUCGAAGCCAAGACCCUACUUGGAAAUCUUGAAAAUAUUAAGUCUGGCGAUUGCGUUGUUGCAUUCUCAAGGAGAGAGAUAUUUGAAGUUAAAUUAGCCAUCGAGAAACUCACUAACCACCGAUGUUGUGUGAUAUAUGGAGCUUUGCCACCAGAAACUCGUAGGCAGCAGGCUAAUUUGUUUAACGACCCGAAUAAUGAAUAUGAUGUUCUUGUAGCUAGUGAUGCAGUGGGGAUGGGCCUGAACCUUAACAUUAGAAGGGUGGUUUUUAAUAACCUUUCAAAGUACAACGGUGACAAAAUUCUUCCGGUUCCAGCAUCGCAGGUUAAGCAAAUCGCAGGAAGAGCUGGUCGAAGAGGAUGCCUUUAUCCCGAUGGACUUGCCACUACCUUGCAUUUAGAUGAUUUGGAUUACUUGAUCGAGUGUCUGAAACAACCCUUUGAUCAUGUAACGAGGGUUGGCCUUUUUCCUUUUUACGAGCAAGUUGAAUUGUUUGCCGGACAAAUCUCUAACAUGACAUUCAGCCAGCUUUUAGAAAAAUUUGGCGAAAAUUGCCGUUUGGACGGGUCGUACUUCUUGUGUCGACAUGAUCAUAUAAAGAAAAUUGCUAAUAUGUUAGAGAGGAUUCAAGGGUUAUCUUUAGAAGAUCGAUUUAACUUUUGUUUUGCUCCUAUAAAUGUUAGAGACCCAAAAGCUAUGUACCACUUGGUUAGAUUUGCUACAGCGUUCGCUCAGAAGGUCCCCGUAAACAUAGCUAUGGGCAUGCCAAAAUCUUCGGCACGGAAUGAUUCGGAACUCCUAGACCUAGAGAGUAGGCAUCAAGUGUUAUCUUCAUAUAUGUGGUUAUCAAACCACUUUGAUGAGGAAAAGUUUCCAUUUGCAAAGAGAGCUGAGGCAAUGGCUUCAGAAAUUGCUGUCUUACUUAGUCAAUCGCUUGUCAAAGCAAAUUGGAAACCUGAGUCAAGGGGCCGACGGAAACCGGAUGGUGGAAAAAGUGAAGAGCAAACAGAGCCAAGAAGUGAAGUUGGUUUAAAAACCGAAAAAAUAGAUCAUAGUUAUUCAAGACCACAAUCUCUAAUUAAAUUAUAUGACCAGAAACGGCAUGAAAAAUCGUUACACUCUGAUCGUUUAAAGAAGAUAAUUGCAUAAUAUGAUGACUUUGGAGGUCAUAAUCAACAACCACUUCAUUAUAACAACUUAUACCAAAGUUGAUUCUCAUAAAUUCGUUGUACUCUUUUAGCCAAAACUGAGCUAGACAAUGUUGGGAAUGCAUGAAAAAAGGAGGGAAAAUGACAACUUUAGGAAUGAGGAUAUUGAUAUUCAUAGAAGAUAGAAUAAAGGAAAAGAAGAAAAAAGACAAGUAGGAAUAGGGUAUUUUCCAUCCUGUUUAAUUUUUAGAUAAACAACAUUAAGGCAUUGUUAUGGUGCCAUGAUCUGUUCCAAAUGUAGACUAGGAAUUUUAUUGUAGGCCUAAUUAAAGUUAUUAUUAUUAUUAUUUAAUUAUGAUUUGGUAGCUAAAGAGGCUUGUUGCCUUGAGAAAUGAGGGGUGGUUAGGACCUAGAAUAGUAUGCAUUCAUCUCAAAUACAGAAUGCUUUCUCUCAAUAGAAAAUGUAUGACAUUUGUAUCACUUAUACGUUUGAGUGUUUCUUUCUUUCCCAAUCUUCUGAAA